Nanorana parkeri is the source of this 1020-nucleotide messenger RNA. It is a transcript of the gene ZDHHC4, whose product is annotated as zinc finger DHHC-type containing 4. Gene Ontology annotation, molecular function: protein-cysteine S-palmitoyltransferase activity. Lineage: Eukaryota; Metazoa; Chordata; Amphibia; Anura; Dicroglossidae. Bases 19 to 999 code for a protein of 326 amino acids. The record is from RefSeq and is a predicted model, not a curated record. Gene Ontology annotation, biological process: protein targeting to membrane; peptidyl-L-cysteine S-palmitoylation. Gene Ontology annotation, cellular component: Golgi apparatus; endoplasmic reticulum. The transcript has 7 exons.
CAUAAGUUCGUUCUCAGAAUGGACUUCCUGUGGCUUUUCCUCAUCUAUGUGUCCGUCCUUGUUCUCUGUGUCUCUAUUUACUGCUGCUUGUCUGGAGGAUCGAGGGGCCGGCUGGACGGCGUGUUCUACAGAGCUGAAGAGGCGCUCUCCUAUGUAUUACCAACUUGGCUGCAUAGUCAUUUCACCGGCUGCUUCUAUACAAGGAGUGCAGCUUUUGUGGUCCUGCACUUGGUUCUGGAUGCAGCAGUGUUUGCAGAAUACACCUGGGAGGUGGUGGACUACAGCCUAGAGAUGGAACUGCACUGGAUGUUUGUCUACCUGCCCUAUGCUUUAAUCACUGUGAAUCUUUAUUUAUUUUACAAAUGCUGCACAUCUGACCCAGGGACAGUGACCACAGAUAACGAGCAAUGUUGCACUCGGAUGUACCAGUAUGACGGCGUCAUGUUCCAUCAAGGAAGAAAAUGUCAGACGUGUCUCCUGAUGAAGCCAGCAAGAUCAAAGCACUGUGGGAUAUGCGGCAUCUGCGUGCAGCGAUUUGAUCAUCACUGCGUAUGGGUAAACAACUGUAUCGGAGCCCGGAACAUAAGAUACUUCUUUCUCUACCUCGUGAGUCUGUCCUUCACAGUGCUGUCAAUGGUGGGAGUCAUUGCAGUAUUCCUCCUGCAGGUGGUGCUGUUGUCACAUAUGAUGCAUGCAUCCUAUAAGGACCUGGAAGGCCAUGAAGAGUUGGUUGGCAUCGCUUUCAUCAUUCAGCACCUCUUCCUGACCUUUCCGCGGAUUGUCUUCUCUCUGGGAUUCCUGCUCAUCCUCGUUCUCCUACUAGGUGGUUACUCCUGCUUUGUGUGUUACCUCUGCACCACCAACCAGACCAGCAACGAGUGGUACAAAGCCCGGAGGCUCAGCUCUUCAUCAACGUCUGCUAGGACUUACUCCAGAGGCAUUGUGGGUAACCUGAGGGAAGUUUUCCAGCCUUGUACCAGUGGUAAAAAGAAGAGAUGAGACUGUGCUGGGAGUGACUGG